GCAGUGAUUAAAGGUCUCUACUUUUAUCUAGAGAUAAUUUUCUAUCUCGGUCAUCUGAUCUUCAAACGUGAACGCGUGCAAAUACUGAUUUUACGGUUUUAGUCCUGCAACGUGUUUGGAGAAUUUUGGGGGUUUUUCACUCUCUUAAAAAUCUAUAAUAAAAUAUAUUAAAAAUGUCGAAUUUAAAUAUGACGGAUAGCGAUGAUGAUCCGGUGGUUAAAGAGAUUCCAAUAUUUUUAUCUAAAACUCUUGAGAAUAAAUUAUUCAUCUUCCAAUAUCCUACACGUCCUGCUGAACAAGGAUAUGAUGAUGCAACAUUUUUGAAUUCUUCUAUAAAACCAGAAAAUACAGAGGUCAGAUUAGAAAUAGCUUACGAUACGUAUAGUAUUAAUUAUGAUCAAAUGAAAGGAAGACAAAUUGCUAUUAAUGCCGAUGGUAAUUCUAAAUUUGAUGAAGAAGACGACGCCAAAAUUUUUGACAGCGAUCUGAUGGAUAAGAUUACUUUGCAUUCUUCUCGUACAUUACCAGAAGCCACAAAUUAUGCGGCAACUGUUUACCAGGAUGGUGAGCUACAUAUCACUCCAAUUAAAAGUAUUGUCCAAUUAAGGCCACAAUUUAAUUAUCUCGAUAAGAGUGAUAAACGUGUUAGAGAAGAAACUAAAGUUAAUGACGAAGAUACCGAAGAAGAAGAUGAAGGCCCUAAACAAGUUAGUGUUACUUUUGAUAGAGAAAAAUCAGAUUUUGUUAAAAAAAUGCAGGAACAAUCCUUUCAAACCUUUUCAAAAAUAAGUUUAGCAGAAAAAUGGAUACACACAAACUAUGUUCCGGUAAACAGUACACAAGCCGAUCUUGCACGUUUGGAAAUGUUUUGCCCAUCGACCGAAGAAAGUAUCAAUUCAUUGGAUCUUACAAAUAAGCAAUAUUUAGAACUUUUAGUGCCAUCUAAUAGUCAAGAACAAAGUAUCCAAAAUAUCCAAAAUAUCAAAAAUCAUUCCCUGUCCCUUGAUUAUAUUAAAACAUUACCGCUUCUCGAUCAAGUCAGGACUCAUGUUAAACAUAUGAAGGUGGUGUCGUUCACAGCGAUACGAUUGCUUAUAUUACCAGAACACGAUACUGCAUCUAUAUUAAAAUAUUUACAGCAGUUAGCUGUUCUAGUGCAAGGAAACUGGAUUGUAAAUAGUGAACUUAUUUAUACUAAAGAUAGUGAAUCGUCUAAGAGUGGUAUACCAGCAGAUCUCAUGUGUAAGGCUAGAGAUUACAUCUUAUUAUUGUUUACUGAACAACAAUACCUUGAUCGAAAGACUGUAUCAACCGUUAUUAAAAUUCCUUCCAUCGAAAUAAACGAGAUAUUUACUGACAUAGCUGUACAGGUGCCAAAAAAAGGAUGGCAUUUGCCAAUAUCACCAAAUAUGGAUUUUUACAAAAAAUAUCCAGAAAUAGCACAAAGGCAAGAAAUGUUGUGGGAGGCCAAACGAAAACAUUUGCGUGAAACAUUAAUGUCGCAAAAUCAAGUACCACAACGUCAAAGAAGAAGAUCUAAUAGAGAAUCGAUUGGUUCUGAAAAUGAAGAAAGAAACGUAGGUCGAGGAAAGAAGUUAAAAGAUUCGUCAAUUUUGGAAGACAUCUCACCAGAAACGGUUAAACAUAAGAAAGUAAUUAGAUCUAAAAAAGUUUCGGAAACUACAUGACCAAAAGCAUCGAAAGAUUAGGAUAUAAAUAUAAAUGUAUAAUAGCACUUAUAUAUUAUACAUUUAUCUAUUAUAGUAAAAUAUAUUCUAGGUACUGUUAUUACAUCUACAAUAGUGAGUGAGAUAACAUCUAUACAAUUAUUGUGAUAUGUUUGUUUAAUACACUGCCGUACGGUGACCUCCUUUGUAGUGUACUGGUUAUCAUCGCUACUUCUCACCGGAAAGAUCUAGAUUUUAAUUCUGGCUACUGUUUUUCUUGAUAUUCUUUUCAAGAAUUAGUGGGUCUGUAAUUAAUAUUGAUUCAGAGUUUUUUGAGCAUAAUUAAUUCAAAAGUUUUCUGAUCCUAAUAAUCACAAAAAAUAAUCAUCCCACUAAAAAUGUAAAUUCUCGGGACUGGUCAGUGAACACUUAGUAGGCCUAAGUUCCACUAUGGACUGUCAUGUGCUAAGAAAAAAAAAUACAAAAGAACUGCCGUGCGGUAAAUACAUUAAGAAAAACAUUAAAAUUACAUCACUAAUACAACAAAUUUAAGUCGUCCAUUUGCAAAAUUCGUUAUGUAGAUGAAAAAUCAUGGAAUUGAAAUAUAGUACGAUCCAUUGGAUAUAGCAAAACUAGAUAUUUUUAAGAUAUGAAAAAUUAAAAAAUGAAUUAACAAUUGUUGAUUACAUAACGGACUUUGGAAAUAAAAUAUGAAGAAAGAUUUUCAUUUUAUUGUCAAUAUAGUUAAUAACAAUUAGAUUGUUUUCGAAGAAAUGAUGAUUUAUAUUGUUCAUAAACAUAAUAUUUUUAUUCUGUUAGAACCACAUUUAGUAAGAACGAAUGAGUAAUUUUUUAA
Polistes canadensis is the source of this 2523-nucleotide messenger RNA. RefSeq names its product DNA-directed RNA polymerase III subunit RPC5 (gene Polr3E). Gene Ontology annotation, cellular component: nucleus; RNA polymerase III complex. Gene Ontology annotation, biological process: DNA-templated transcription. The transcript is spliced from 8 exons. Bases 174 to 1688 code for a protein of 504 amino acids. The record is from RefSeq and is a predicted model, not a curated record. Lineage: Eukaryota; Metazoa; Arthropoda; Insecta; Hymenoptera; Vespidae.